Molecule: messenger RNA, 2899 nt
Organism: Cuculus canorus (common cuckoo)
Lineage: Eukaryota; Metazoa; Chordata; Aves; Cuculiformes; Cuculidae
Product: E3 ubiquitin-protein ligase RNF186
Exons: 2
Coding region: 854-1843 (329 amino acids)
Biological process (GO): protein ubiquitination
Molecular function (GO): ubiquitin protein ligase activity
Source: RefSeq, a predicted model, not a curated record
UUCGUAAGUGGAGUGGCGUCAGAGAUGGGGGCGAUACCGAAGUUGCUCUGGAGCGUGUCCAGAGAAGAGCAACGAAGCUGGUGAGGGGCUGGAGAACAAGUCUGACGAGGAGCGGCUGAGAGAGCUGGGGUUGUUUAGCCUGGAGAAGAGGAGGCUGAGGGGAGACCUUAUUGAUCUCUACAACUGCCUGAAAGGAAGCUAUAGGGAGAUCUCUCCCAUGGACUCCGAGAGUUCCUAUAUGACCCUAAGUGACACUUCAGUUCGCACCUGAAGCCCUCUGAUGGCUGAAACCAACAGGGAUGCUCCCAGGAUAAAAGAGUUGAUAAUAAUCAGGCAUUUGACACUCCACAUUAAUAAUCUCAAUCUCAUUCUUUACCUUGUGCUGAGGGGUAAUGGCUCUAGGGUACUGAGUAUUGCUAAAGCAAGAGCAGACUUCCUACCCAGAGCACUCAAAACUGGUGAUACUUACGCUCUCCCUAAUAAAAGCCCUGCAUUCCAUACACCAAUUCACUUAUUCAUCUGUGUCUUACUCAUUUAUUCAUCUAAGUCAUAUUCACUUAUUCUUCUGUGUCUGUCACUGUCAUAAAAGUGGUGUUCAGAGACCAGUGACACUGCUUUAAACAAAUAAAGUACUAUUCUUGUACCAACAGUAGAGUCAGGCGCUCACAGUGAACGAAGCUGCUGUCUGCUCAUGCCAUGGGGUCUGCUUCCGGAUGGGAAUUGCUCACUGAUACUAUCAUCAGCCAUUGUAAAAAUGUCUCGGCUACGAAGUUAAUUGUUAACUCAGGUCCCCAUCUCAUAAAAACAUCGUAUUGUAGGAGCACAACAUGUUUAAAGCUGUCACUAAUCAAUCAUGCAUACAGUGGGAAUAAAGCAACAUAUAAAAGGAGCCAGAAGCUCAGCAAGUCCUUCAGCUACAGGAAGACAAACGGCACCGAGGUUUAUCUCCAUGGAGAAAUCCACUGACAAGGGAAACAGAUCAGCAGCUCCCAGAGUACCACAGGCUGAAAAGGACAGCCCUGCGCCUGCUGCGGAAGGUGCUGCAGGAAUGAGCAGAGCAGGGGCCCUGCCAGAAAAUGCUGCAGACAUGAAGAGGCCGGGAUUUACUGAAGAAUGUGUUAAAGAAAAAGAGAGGUCUUUGGGCACCGAGAGAGGCAGUCCUGAUGCCUUCAAACCAGCAGUUUUGGAAAGAGACUGUCCAGACUUAAAGCCUCUCGUGAUGCUAAUGAACAAAACCUCUCCUGAAGCAGGAGGUUUUGAAAUGAACCACCAGUGUUCAAGCACAACACCUAUCGACAUGGACUGCCUCAUUUGCUUCAACAAGUACAACAUCUACAGGGUACCAAAGCUCCUGAACUGCCAGCAUGCAUUCUGCGCUGUCUGCCUCAAGCUUAUCCUCAGAAAGGAGGAGAGUGCCUGGAUCAUCACCUGCCCGCUGUGCAGAAAAGCCACUUCUGUGUCAGGAGGACUUAUCCGCACACUUCAAAACAAAGAAGACAUCAUGGAGCACUUGGAAAACCCCAGUUCCAAUCCUGAGGUACACAUCUCUGCCAUAGGGCUGGACAAUUGGACUCAGAGCAGCCAGGACAUCUUAUACAGAGAUGAAAACGCUCCAGCAGACAACAGACUGGCUGUCCAGAGACUUGCGCUGCUCCUGCUGCUGGUGGUGAUUCUCACCAUCAUCAUCCUCCCAUUUACAUACUUGGGGCUGGUCAAAUGGGUAAUUUGUCUUAUGCUUGCAUUGGGGUUGGCCUUGUCUGUGGUGCUUUGCUGCACUCCUAAAUUCUACUGGAGAGGUAAUAGCGACUCGCACAAAGAGACCCACAUCGCUGCUAUUGCCUGAAACAAUUAAUGUGAACUGCAUAGAGACAAUGGGCUAGUCCUGCCUACAAAGCUGCAGUUGGGAGCACUGGUCCGUUACUGGACUUUGAAAGCAAUCACUCAUGUAAUCAAUUCCACAGGUGGCUAAGCUGGCUCAGCAGCAAUGUAUGGUGGUGUUAAAUUUCAUUAUGGGAAACUUAGCCAAUUAUUUAUAUGUUGAUAUUUAUGAGAUAAAAAUUGUAGGUUUUCCACAUGAUUUUUAUUCCAGACUAAUAAUGUUGUUGUUUGGCUUUUGUCAUUGUGUUCUUCUUUGUGUCAUCUCCUGCUUAGCACUGCAGGACAUUAUCUGGAACACCUGGCAGAUGAUAUCCUGUGAAAAUCCUGUGCUUGCAUUUUCCCACUCCCUUAACUCAUGUUCACCUUACCUUGUGACAAUGCAGCGAAACCAGGGACUGGGUGCCCAGCCUCCAUGGAAUACCAUGGAACAGAGUGGAUUUAACAGAGAGUAUCACUUGAAUCCCUGUCCCUGCCCAAAUGGCUGUUGGCUGAAAUGGGGAGGUGGGACUGAGAAAAGAGGAGCCUAAGAGUCUAGGAGACUAGAGAGGGAGAGGCAAAAUCAACACUUCUCACCUUGACUCCGUGGCGAGGCUCUCAGAAGCUCAUGACACUCCAAAUUCCCCAUGUUAUUUAGCACAGAAAUAGUUCUCUUGCCUGCACUCCUCUAUCUGGCUGCCUGCAUUGCUUCUCUGCAUGCCCUGUUUCUGUACAACGCUGCCCUUGGAGGUGCUCACAGCUCUCCUUCCAGAGAUCCACAGCAAUUUGUCUGUUGCCAUGCUGGAACACAUGAGAUAUUUUUAUAUGGAAUUAAAGUUUAAUGAUGUUAGUUGCUCAUUGACUUCUGUGUUUCAGUUCCUCGCUGACAAUUAAUGUCAAAACAUUGCACAGUUUCCUCGCUGACAGAAGUACCACUGAGAAAGUGUGUUGGGGAACAGGUACAGCUGAGUUGUGAGUAAAGCAAGAAAGUAUUGGGUUGGGUUUUUUCCUGAUUUAAAAAAAAAAAAAAAAAACUUAGUUGCUA